GCCGUUCCGAGCGGACACCGAGCAGAGUCCUGCAGAUUCCUUUUUUUUUUCCUUCAACGAAACCCAAUCGACACACAAACCAACCAACAUGCUGAAGUGGACAGCCUCGGCCCAGAGACUGAACGAGAUGCCAGCGGAGAGCGGGGAUGCGGCGGCAUGCCCCAGCCAGAGGCGGCAACAGCGGCGGCAGAGACGCCAACGUCGCGCCACCAUCGCCAACAAGGAGAACGUGCCGGACUAUAUCGCCUCCACGCCCAUGCCAGUGUCGCGGCUGCGCAACAGUCCUUUGGUGCUGGCGCCCUUGAGCGAUAUCCGCAACAUUACGCCCGAGUCCUUGGCCAGGAGCCGGUCGCCGGCCGUCCAGCGGGUGCAGAGUGUGCGGUAUGCCACCACCUUGCCCAUGUUCGCCGAGGACUACUCCCCCAACGGAGUCCUCCUGCCCACCGGCCAGCAUCUGGCCUUGCGGGGUCUGGCGCCCUUGGAUCCUUUCCUGGGCCAGCCCCGGUACAUCAAUGCAGCAGGAUCGGGAGCAGCAGCGGGAGUCAACACCACUCUGAAGAAGCGCAAGUUGGAUGCCGACUUUGUGGCCACCAUGGAUGAGCCGCCGCCAGCUCCGGCGACAAAGACCAUCACACCGCCACGUCCUGUCACACCCCAGCCUGCCACCACGUCCUCGCAAAUGGGCGACCAGACGCUGGAUCGUCUCAUCGACGCCAUCCUAGACUCGGCCUGCAAGUCCAAGGACGCCAGCGCCAAGAAGAAGCCCCGCCGCAGCACCUUCAACCUGCGGCGCAGGACUUUGGUGAAGCAGCAGCUGGACGCCGAGUGCGCCCGCGUCGAGGUCCUGUCGCCCUCGUAUGCUCCUGGCGACGAUCCGGCCAGCGAUCUGAGCUUCGGUCUGGUGCCCAUCCCAACCGGCUUCGCCACUCCCGAGCCCGGCACUCCAGUGUCCAAGAUCACCCACAACAUCCUGGUGCAACUGCCCACGCCCUUGGUGGGAAAUCCUUUGCCGGCAUGUCCUUCGGACAACACCUUCUGCCUGGAGACACCCGUCCGGAAGCUGAAGAGGGGCCGUGCCGAGGAGCGCUUCACCGCCAAGGAGAACCUGGCCAAGGAGUCGCCUCUGAAACGCUACAAGGUCGACGAGCGCAACUACUUCGAAGUGGGCCUGGCCUUGCCCUCCUCGAUUUACGUUUAAAAAUGACUGGAAUCCUGGAAAAAGGACAUCCUGACGAGAAAAGAAAGAUGAGCCGCUGACAAACGGGGGGAAAACGCUUAACUAUGACGCUUAACUAGUUCCUAAGUCCCAACAACUAGAUGUACAUAGCAAACCUAGCUCUAAGUCUAGCCAAUUAACUCAAUUAUUUAUGUAUUUUUUUUUGGACGCUGCUGUUAUGUAGUUUUUGU
Molecule: messenger RNA, 1407 nt
Organism: Drosophila bipectinata
Lineage: Eukaryota; Metazoa; Arthropoda; Insecta; Diptera; Drosophilidae
Source: RefSeq, a predicted model, not a curated record